Molecule: messenger RNA, 1227 nt
Organism: Solanum dulcamara
Lineage: Eukaryota; Viridiplantae; Streptophyta; Magnoliopsida; Solanales; Solanaceae
Product: protein OXIDATIVE STRESS 3 LIKE 1-like
Exons: 2
Coding region: 236-1012 (258 amino acids)
Source: RefSeq, a predicted model, not a curated record
AAACACUAGUAUUGGGUAAUGUUACAGCGUGAUGCAUGCUAGUAAUCCUCAUUUCCUAGUUUAAAGAAAAUGAAAAGAUAAGUUUGUUAAUUAUCCAACUUGUACUCCGCAGUAUUUAAUACUCUUUGGAUAAAGAUAAGGCUCUCUUUUUAUUCCAUUUUUUCGCCUCUCUCAUACUCGUACUAGUAUUAGUUUUUGCAUUUCACAACUUUCUCUCUCUUUAACAACUGAAGAUAUGUCGAUUGUGUUGGGAAGAAAUAAUUCAAGUGAUCAUCGGAUCGAAACUUCUGGAUUCCCCCACGGAAUGACGUCUAUUCCGAUCUAUAACUCGCCGGAGUUCGGUGUCGGAGAUCCUAGGGACCAGGAGGACGAUCGGAGCUCUUCUUUCUCAUCUUCUUCCUCUUCUUCAUCGAUCGGAAGAAAUAGUGAUGAGUCGCCGGCCGGUAGAUCAUCAUCGGACGGGGAUGGCGAAGAAAUACAGAGUCCAUUCAAACCUGGAGGUUUGGAUAAUUUGGAUACCUUAGAGGAGGUUUUGCCUAUCAAGAGGAGCAUUUCAAUGUUUUAUGCUGGUAAAUCGAAAUCUUUCACCAGUCUAGCAGAUGCAGCUUCAAUUUCCUCCGUUAAAGAAAUUGUCAAGCAAGAGGAUGCAUACACCAGGAAACGCAAGAACCUGCUUGCUCACAACAAUUUCUUUGGCAAAAAUCGAAGUUUCUUCCCAGGUAUCGGUAAUGGUGGGAUGUACAAGAGACCGAUCAACUCUAGAAGUUCAUCAGCUCUAGCUGCAACUAUGAGCUGCUCUGACAGUAACUAUAGUUCCGAGUCUUUGAACUCAAGCCCGUCAUCACCUUGUCUCUCUCGUCCUCCUCUUCCUCCACAGACACGAAGGUAUAGCAGAGCAUCCUCAUUAUCUCCUCCUGAACAAAAAUUCAAUGCAUGGAGGUCUUUCUCCUUAUCUGAUCUGCAAGGUGCUGCUAUUGCUGCAACUCCCAGCUUAACGGGAAUAAAGGAGUAAAGGUGGUGCAUGACAAUAGCUUUAUUCUGUGUCACCCUAUGAACCCAAAUUCAGAUUUGUUUUCAUGGAGGUUGGCUUACGUAUUUAACCGGUCCUAGGUUUGGUUCGAGUCUCUAGCUGUCUACCCACUGUAAUUAUUGGUCCGCCCAUCGUCUGGUCAUCGUGUUAUCCGAACAUUGUUGUUUUUUCUUAUAUACAUUUAAAACCUUUGCGUU